GCCCAAUAAAAUAAGCUAUUGAAGGUCCAACCCGAAUAAACCCUACAACUGAAAACCCUAUUUUCAUCUACAUAUAUAUAACCAAACUCACUCUUUGGGAGAUUUAGUUAAAAGAGACGACAAGAUGUCGAAGAGAGGUCGCGGUGGUUCCGCUGGAAACAAGUUCCGCAUGUCGCUGGGUCUUCCAGUGGCUGCGACGGUGAACUGUGCUGACAACACCGGAGCGAAGAAUCUGUACAUCAUUUCCGUGAAGGGGAUCAAGGGUAGACUUAACCGUCUUCCUUCAGCUUGCGUCGGAGACAUGGUGAUGGCCACCGUGAAGAAGGGAAAGCCAGAUCUGAGGAAGAAGGUUUUGCCGGCUGUCAUCGUUCGUCAACGCAAACCAUGGCGCCGAAAGGACGGUGUCUUCAUGUACUUUGAAGAUAAUGCUGGUGUUAUUGUGAAUCCUAAGGGAGAAAUGAAAGGUUCUGCCAUCACUGGUCCAAUCGGUAAGGAGUGUGCUGAUCUAUGGCCAAGGAUUGCAAGUGCUGCUAAUGCCAUAGUAUAAGUGAUUCUGGUUCAAGUAGCCAUUGUUUUUGUUGUUUCUCUAGAGCUGAAAAUUUGUCUUAGAUUACUUUUGUGCCCGACUUUGGUGCUAUUUUGUCAUUGACUUACUGCAAGUACGUUUUUUAAGUGAUUAUAUGUUUUUGGCAUCAGAAAGAUAUUAUUUUUGUUUCGAGAA
Vicia villosa (hairy vetch) is the source of this 721-nucleotide messenger RNA. RefSeq names its product large ribosomal subunit protein uL14x/uL14z/uL14y. The transcript has 4 exons. Gene Ontology annotation, cellular component: ribosome; cytosolic large ribosomal subunit. Gene Ontology annotation, molecular function: large ribosomal subunit rRNA binding; structural constituent of ribosome. Gene Ontology annotation, biological process: translation. Lineage: Eukaryota; Viridiplantae; Streptophyta; Magnoliopsida; Fabales; Fabaceae. Bases 125 to 547 code for a protein of 140 amino acids. The record is from RefSeq and is a predicted model, not a curated record.